CUUCCUGCACUUGCUAACAGCUAGUUGUAAACAUUGAAAAUGCCAUCUUAAAGCAGCGGAGUCGUCCUUGAACUUUGUGACAGACGUCGCACUGCGAUAUUACACAAUAAAGACACGCGGACGGAGACAUGCGGGCUGUUAAAUGAGCGUUUGUGCCUGCUUUGCCACUUCUGCAUACGGUCUCUCCAGUCAUGGCAGGAAUUUUCCAGAGAACAGUGAGGCUGAGGGCAGCUCUGAGACAUCUGUGCCCCCACAGCACCCUCACAUGUGCAGCCAGACCUUCACCUGCAGACAGCCCAUUUCUUGCCUGCGGCUCUGGGCAGUUUGUGGCCUCCACUCGUAAGCUGCACGCUGAGCCCAAGUCCUCCCCUGCUGCAGCCCCAGAGAGGCUGCCUUUUUCCAGAGUAACAGAGGAAGAUUUGGCCUAUUUCAGGAAAAUCCUACCAGGCAGAACCAUCACUGACCCUGAUCUGGUUGAGUCCAGUAAUGUGGACUGGCUCAGGACUGUGAAAGGUUCUAGUGAAGUGCUGCUGAGACCUCAGACAACAGAGGAAGUGUCUCAAAUUCUCCGGUAUUGUAACAGUCGUAACCUGGCGGUGAACCCUCAAGGAGGUAAUACUGGGCUGGUCGGAGGCAGCGUGCCAGUUUAUGAUGAGAUCAUCCUCUCCACCUCUCUUAUGAACAACAUCCUCACCUUUGAUAAUAUCUCUGGUAUUCUCACCUGUCAGGCCGGUUGCGUCUUGGAGAACUUGUCCCUUUACCUGGAGGAGAGAGACUUCAUCAUGCCGCUGGAUCUGGGAGCAAAAGGUAGCUGCCAGAUUGGGGGUAACGUGGCAACUAAUGCAGGUGGGCUCCGGCUGCUGCGAUACGGCUCCUUACAUGGGACUGUGCUGGGCCUGGAAGUGGUGCUGGCAGAUGGACGGGUGCUGGACUGCUUGGCCACCCUGAGAAAAGAUAAUACAGGAUAUGACCUCAAACAGCUCUUCAUCGGGUCAGAGGGAACGUUAGGCGUCAUCACUGCGGUGUCCAUCCUUUGUCCACGGAAACCCAAAUCUGUUAAUGUGGUUUUCCUGGGUUGCGAGACCUUCGAGCAGCUGCUGAAGACAUUUCAGCUCUGCAGAGGCAUGCUGGGAGAAAUUCUGUCAGCCUUUGAGUUCCUGGACAGCGAAUGUAUGAGGCUGUUGAACACGCACCUCAAACUACCGAAUCCCAUCUCUGAUUGCCCGUUCUACAUCGUCAUAGAAACAUCUGGAUCUGACCCGGAGCACGACUCGCAGAAACUUCACAACUUUCUAGAGGAGGCGAUGACAUCAACAUUGGUUACUGAUGGAACGGUAGCAACCGAGGAGUCCAAAAUAAAGGCUCUGUGGUCGAUGCGUGAACGUGUCACGGAGGCGCUGACUCAUGAUGGCUUCACCUACAAGUAUGACAUCUCCCUUCCGGUGGAGCGGAUCUACCAGCUCGUGACGGACAUGAGGCAGCACCUGGGGGACCGGGCCAAGAGCGUGGUGGGAUACGGACACGUGGGUGACGGUAACCUCCACCUGAACAUCACUUCUCCUGCUAAAGAUCCUGCUCUUCUGGCUGCCAUUGAGCCUUUUGUCUAUGAAUGGACAGCCGGCUGCCAGGGCAGCAUCAGCGCAGAGCAUGGACUGGGUCUGAAGAAGAGAAACUACAUCUACUACAGUAAACCGAGCCAAGCUGUGGCCCUGAUGGGUAACAUCAAGGCCAUGCUGGACCCCAAAGGCAUCCUCAACCCAUACAAGACUUUACCAGAUAAUCUGAAAUGACUGAGGUAAUGUAUGUAGAGCUCCACUUCAGCUGAAACCUUAUUGGCACAUGGUUUGCGUGGCAGCUGAUGCCCUUUCCUGGCACACCCUUUUUCACACAUUUGCUACAGAGCUGCCGGCUUUGCACAAGACAUGGAAUUUGCCAAGCAAGCUGCAAACACCAUGUGAUGUCUGUUGUGUUUCCAAACCUUCAAGUAGUUUCAUUUUUAUUGUGCACAAAGCAUUACUUUUAGGAGCUGAUGAACUGAAGUUAUGGUUUGAAUAUUGUUUGAUCUACCUCUGCUAAUUGUACUGACAAAGUAUCCUUAGUCUGAUGCAGUCCUUGUCCUAUUUAAUAUUCAACAAGUUUCAGAUUUUGCAUUACGGAUGCUUUGUAAAGCUCAAAACAGAUUUUUCAGUGUUGAAGCAAAGUGAGCAAUCAUGACUGUCUUCUCUUUAGUGUGUCUACUAGUUGCCACUAGAGGGCAGACAGGGAAUGACAGUGGGAGUAAAGAAAUGUUUGGAUGAACAGUGAAAGUUUUUGUGCAUUUCUAUGUAUUAAAAUAAAUACUGAAGGCCACAA
Stegastes partitus (bicolor damselfish) is the source of this 2352-nucleotide messenger RNA. RefSeq names its product D-2-hydroxyglutarate dehydrogenase (gene d2hgdh). Gene Ontology annotation, molecular function: FAD binding; catalytic activity. The transcript is spliced from 10 exons. The record is from RefSeq and is a predicted model, not a curated record. Gene Ontology annotation, cellular component: mitochondrion. NCBI's taxonomy places the organism in Eukaryota, Metazoa, Chordata, Actinopteri, Pomacentridae. The coding region runs from base 192 to 1790 and encodes 532 amino acids.